AUGGCGAGUGCUAAAACCGAACGUCGAAUUCUUGUGUUGGGCUCUGCUGAUAGUGGUCGAACAACAUUAAUUAAAACAAUAUGUGGUGAAAAUAUUCAAUACGAAACUAUGCCUGGAAUGGAAUAUGAGCAAAUAAAAUGCCUGGAUAAACAUUUAACGUUUAUUGAAACACCAGAAUUUAAAAGAAAUAAAAAAAGUUGGGAUGAAAUACAGGAAUUUAUUCGAAAUGAUCUACUUCCAAUUCAUGCUAUUUGGCUUGUGUUACAUUAUCAAUAUGAUAUUGAUGACAAUGCACUAAAGACGUUAACAAUGUUACCAUAUUUACCUUCAUUUAUCAUUUUAAAUCACGCAGAUUUUUUACAAACUUCUUUUUAUUGUCGACAAGAACUUGAAAAAGAUAUCAAGCAUUUUGAUGAUGCAAAUCAAAAAAAUCCUCCUGCUUAUUUGCAAAGUUCUCCGAUAUUAAUGGCCCAACGAGAACGUUUAAUUAAAUGGAAAGCGAACAAUAAAGAUGCAGUUAAUUUACAGCGUAUUUUUUUAACGUCUUUACGUAAUCAAGAAGAAACUGAUCGUCCAAUUGGUGUCAGAACAGUAAUUGAAGAAACUAUUAGCAUAAUUGAUGUAUUUCAACAAAAACAAGUUCUUCUAGUUAUUUUGAAAACAAAAAUAAUUGGUCAUGAAACACCUAGUAAUCCAUGGAACAGAUUUCAAAAAAAACAUGCCGAAAAAGGUUGUUUAGAAGAAGACAUAACUGCACAGUAUUAUCAUAUAUGUCUUGGUGAAAACGACUUCUCGAUUGACGAUACCAUUAUCGAUGUGAUCAGAAGAACAGGUAGGGACACAGUUUUUAAAAUAAAAAUAUUGCAAAGAGAUGCCUUUCAUUGUACUCGUUUUGCUUUAGAAUCACUAACAGUUGCAGUUCCAUUGGUAGAAGCUGCUUCAAUACUGCCUCAUGAUGAUCUAUAUCAAAAAUUAUCAUCGUAUCGUGAUGUUGACAAACUAACGCAAUUAGGUCUUGUUGCCGAACACUUUUUGCAGUGGUUAGAUAUGGGAUACAAUGAUGCUGGUUCAUUAUUUGCUUUAAUUCCGGCUUAUUUUAAAUAUCAAAUUGACACUUGUCCUAAUUACCAUGAAGCUACUUUUGAAUUACAAUUAGCAAAAUUAGGUUUGACUUCGGAUUGUGUUAAGUUUAUUGUUCAACAAACUACAAAAUAUGAAAAUGAUGAUAAACAAGAUGCCAUUUAUUAUGCUCUUCAAUAUUAUCUACAUCAAUUUUUUGUUAUAUUUGAAAUAACACUUGAUCCACCAAUAACAUCCACACCACUAAACCAACUUAAACCAUUAGAUAUCCAAGUAUCAAAAGAUCUUUUUCCUGGAAAAUUUCAAACAAUUAGAAUUACCAAUUUUCGUACAAAUGAUAUAAAUAUAAGCCUAGAAAGAACUGGGAUUAUACAACAGAAAGGUAGUGAGAAAAUCUUAUUUCAUGCAACUCAAGCACAACAGGCAGUUAAUAUUCUUCAUUUUGGUCUCGAUGCUAUGGGUGCGCGGUCCAAUUUAGAUUUUGGACCAGGCUUUUAUCUUAACAUAUACUUUAAAGAUGCUAGUGAUUUUUGUCAACGUCAUAUUGCACCUUAUGCUGAUCAUCAAGCAGCAAUACUUAUUUUCCAAGUGCCAGCUCAAGUUUAUAAUACAUGGAAUAUUUAUGAAGUUGAUUAUACAACAUUGGAACAAAAUUUAGAUAAUUUAACUAGAUGGCAACAUUUUGUUAGAGAUUGUCGCAGGGGACAAAUAAAUAAUCGUGCACGCCAUGAAUAUGACGGAUUCUCAGGCCCACAAUGCGCUAAUCCUAGUAAAAUCGUGUCGGAACUUCUACGAAUUCGUUACACAAAUGAAACAAAACCAAGAGUGGCUUGGCAAAUCAGUUUACAUUCAUCCAACACACAAGCCAGAAUAAUGGAUUAUUUAACAAGUGUAGUAACAUUUACAGACAUUUAA
This is a messenger RNA of Rotaria sp. Silwood2, 1995 nucleotides long. The record is from the annotation of a GenBank genome assembly. NCBI's taxonomy places the organism in Eukaryota, Metazoa, Rotifera, Eurotatoria, Philodinida, Philodinidae.